This is a messenger RNA of Pocillopora verrucosa, 1694 nucleotides long. RefSeq names its product Golgi pH regulator. The record is from RefSeq and is a predicted model, not a curated record. NCBI's taxonomy places the organism in Eukaryota, Metazoa, Cnidaria, Anthozoa, Scleractinia, Pocilloporidae. Gene Ontology annotation, cellular component: membrane.
UCUCGUCGGCAGGGUAUUCGGCGUAAAGCUAGACGUGGCAAAUGCAAGGACACAAUGUCGUUUUUCGCGGAUUGCUCCGUUGUCUUUUGUUCACAAUUCUUCUUCUUCGGUAUGGGUUGGAUGUUCUUCAUGAGGAGACUAUUUAGAAACUAUGAAGUACACCACACGGCCGUUCAGCUGGUCUUCUCAUUAACUUUCGCUCUCUCGUGCACCAUGUUUGAGCUCGUAAUUUUCGAGAUUCUUGGUAUUCUGGACAAGAGUUCAAGAUUCUUUCACUGGAAACUCGGGCUUUACUCCAUGUUAUUUACCUUAAUUUUUCUCCUGCCCUUCUACAUAUCUUAUUUCCUAGUAAGGACGAUUCGAUUUGUCCACAGGAGGAGAAUUGUGGUUCUACUCGCGGGUACGUUUUGGCUUGCCUUUUUGUACAUGUUUUGGAAAAUUGGAAAUCCGUUCCCAAUUUUAAGUUCUAAGCACGGAAUAUUCUCGAUCGAGCAGGGAAUCAGCCGAGUGGGGGUGAUCGGGGUCACUAUGAUGGCCAUAUUGUCUGGAUUUGGUGCAGUUAAUUGCCCAUACACCUACAUGACCUACUUCAUGAGACACGUGACCGAUGCGGAUAUUCAAAAUCUAGAAAGAAGACAGUUCCAAACAAUGGAUAUAAUUCUCAGUAAGAAAAAAAGGAUUGCUCUGGCAAAGAGAGAAAGCCAGCGCUUUGCUGCAUCCACACAGCAAAAGACAGGAAUUUGGAGCAUGUUCAGUAGUAUGACAGGGAGUGGUGGCCCUGACACCAGUUAUCUCCAAAAAGAAGUAGAUGCUCUGGAAGAACUUAGUCGACAAUUGUUCCUGGAAAUUGUGGAUCUGCAUAAUACCAAGGAGAGAAUGGAAUUAUCAAAGACAUUGCAAGGAAAAUACUUUGACUUAGUUGGGCAUAUAUUCUCUGGGUAUUGUAUUUGGAAGAUUUUCAUCUCAACAGUAAACAUUGUGUUUGAUCGUGUUGGCAAGACUGAUCCUGUCACGCGUGGUAUUGAAAUAACUGUCAAUUAUCUUGGAUGGAAAUUUGAUGUGUUAUUCUGGUCACAGCAUAUCUCAUUCUUCUUGAUUGGAAUCUUAAUUGUGACAUCAAUAAGAGGUCUCCUCAUAACACUGACAAAGUUUUUCAAUGCAAUGGCGAGUAGUAAAUCUUCUAAUAUUAUUGUUCUUUUUUUGGCUGAAAUCAUGGGUAUGUACUUUGUUUCGUCUGUCUUGUUAAUGAGGAUGAACAUGCCUGGUAAAUACCGGGAGAUUAUUACAGAAGUACUUGGUGAACUUCAAUUUAAUUUUUAUCAUCGUUGGUUUGAUGUGAUUUUCCUCAUAAGUGCUCUUUCAAGUAUUGGAUUUCUCUACCUUGCCCAUAAACAAGCUCCUGAAAAACACAUGUAUGAUAAUUCCUUUUAGACCUUUGACCAUUUAGGGUUUGAUAUUAGUUAUCAGUGAUCACUUCUUGUGUCAAUCAAAAUAUAAACAGUCUUGAUAUAGAGCAACUUUGCUUGAAUAGGCAGUUAUAAUCAGGAUCAAUCUUGGGCAAUGUUAGUCAAAUUUUGUAUUGAUCUAAGAAAUUGAUCAAGUUGAGAUUCUACCAAGUAAAGAGUUGAAACAACAUGAACGAAUCAGUUCAUCAGGAUAUACUUCAGAUUAGUACUUCUGUGUAUUUGAUAAUA